CAUGUCUCAAAAUCAGCCACACUUUGCUGUGGUGGAGCAGGCAAUUAACACAGUAAAACAGAUUCAGCAGUAUAUCAAUGUUGGCAUGGAAACUACAAUUGAUGUUGCCAUGGAUGUUGUGGAGAAUGAUAAAGAGAACAAGAAACAAGUAGACGAGCUAAGUCGGUGAUGCUGGACUAUGUGUGCAUGGAGCGAGACCUGGAGCAAUUCCUGGCAGCUGUUGACCACACCAAGAACAAGGCACUGGAGAGUGGUGAGGUAGGCAGUCUGGAGCGGGACUUGGACUUGAAGCUGAAUGAGCUUCAGGUUGGGAACAGAAAGUCCAACCUGAAGCAGCAUGAGAAGUACACUGACCUCGAGCAGAAGAUACAGGAGCUCCAAAACCCAGAUGUUGCUGGUGGGCCAGGGAUACCGAUCCCAUCAACAUCUGCUGAGGAUGAUGACAUCUGUAUGACGGAGGAGACAGUCAACACUAUGUGUCCCUACACACAGCAGGAGAUGAAGAACCCUGUGCAGAACAAGCUGUGUAAACAUAACUAUGAGAAGGAGGCCAUCAUGGAAUACAUCAGUCGCCGUGGCAAAAAGGCCAAGUGCCCUGUGUCAGGAUGUGCCAACACCAAGGCUAUAGAGCAGUCCGACCUUGAGGACCACAAGUCGUUGAGGCGAUACAUAGAGCGGGUCAACAGACAGGCAGGGAAGAGGGCAAAACACUAACUUGUGAACUGGUUUCCUGACAGAAGACUGUUUGUGAACCUUGUACAAUGUGCAUGUGUCCACAACCAACAAGGCUUUUGACCAUACAAUUUGGAACUAUGCUCUGUAUUGGUUGUCAGCCUUGUACACUGUGAAUGACAUUGUGUCCACAACAAACAAGACAUUGACCGUACAAAUCAUAACUAUACUGGAUCUCAGAUCAUACUGUUGAAUGUAACUUGGGGCAUGAAGCACACACAUGGUACGUUUCUCAUGGAAGCUGACUCAUGUUUCUUGUUAUCAUGGUUGUGUGUUGUACACAGAGAUUGAACAUAUUCAGUUGUCCGUGUGUAAAUACAGUG
Molecule: messenger RNA, 1055 nt
Organism: Haliotis rubra (blacklip abalone)
Lineage: Eukaryota; Metazoa; Mollusca; Gastropoda; Lepetellida; Haliotidae
Product: E3 SUMO-protein ligase NSE2-like
Exons: 5
Coding region: 169-714 (181 amino acids)
Biological process (GO): protein sumoylation; double-strand break repair via homologous recombination
Cellular component (GO): Smc5-Smc6 complex; nucleus
Molecular function (GO): zinc ion binding; SUMO ligase activity
Source: RefSeq, a predicted model, not a curated record